Messenger RNA from Myxocyprinus asiaticus (Chinese sucker), 408 nucleotides. Its product is annotated as glycoprotein hormone alpha-2-like. The transcript has 3 exons. Bases 1 to 408 code for a protein of 135 amino acids. Gene Ontology annotation, biological process: cell surface receptor signaling pathway. Gene Ontology annotation, cellular component: extracellular region. Gene Ontology annotation, molecular function: hormone receptor binding; hormone activity. NCBI's taxonomy places the organism in Eukaryota, Metazoa, Chordata, Actinopteri, Cypriniformes, Catostomidae. The record is from RefSeq and is a predicted model, not a curated record.
AUGUUCCGCAGUGUGACAUCUGACCUGGUAGUACUUAUGUUGCCUGUAGUUCUGUUGGUGUUGCUAAUGCCCCUUAGUUGGAGCUUUCAAGCCCUGAGUCCUGGCUGCCAUCUCUACCCAUUUAAUGUGACCAUACGGACAGACAAACGAGGAACAUGUCGAGGAACCCAAGUAGUAUAUGCUUGUGUGGGCUACUGUGAUUCCAGCGCGUUCCCCUCCCGCUAUUCUGUAUUGCUGGCAUCCAACUUCACUCACAACAUAACUUCUGCUUCCCGCUGCUGCACCAUUAGCAAGGAUGCCAAGGUCAAAGUACGUCUGCACUGUCUGCAAGGCCGUCACCAUGAUGAUAUUGAGAUCUUGACUGCACUUGCCUGUCGGUGCAACAUGUGUCACAAAUCCCGUUACUGA